Messenger RNA from Zymoseptoria tritici IPO323, 222 nucleotides. RefSeq lists its product as uncharacterized. The annotation marks the transcript as partial. Lineage: Eukaryota; Fungi; Ascomycota; Dothideomycetes; Mycosphaerellales; Mycosphaerellaceae. The transcript has a single exon. The record is from RefSeq and is a predicted model, not a curated record.
CAGUCCGAGAAUCUGUACACCGAUCUUAACCAGACUUGGGAGGAGAAACUCAGCACAACGGAGAAGAUCCACAAAGAACGAGAGGCUGCUUUAGAGGAGUUCGGGAUCAGCAUCGAGGAGGGAUUCGUGAGCCUGACGACGCCGAUGCCUCAUUUGGUCAAUCUCAGCGACGAUCCUGUACUGGCGGGGUGUCUUGUCUACAACCUGAAGCCUGGUACUACG